Molecule: messenger RNA, 1002 nt
Organism: Colletotrichum graminicola M1.001
Lineage: Eukaryota; Fungi; Ascomycota; Sordariomycetes; Glomerellales; Glomerellaceae
Product: phospholipase A2
Exons: 4
Coding region: 1-1002 (333 amino acids)
Molecular function (GO): 2-oxoglutarate-dependent dioxygenase activity
Source: RefSeq, a predicted model, not a curated record
AUGAGCCCAAAAGCCCCAGCGGCCUCAGGGGACCCCCUGGCCGAGCUCAUUACCACGUACAACGAGCUCAACGGCGCUUUCAUCGACGAGUUGGACGAGGAACCGAGCCCCCUCGAGUUUAUGCGCUAUGUCGCCCGCAACACGCCCUUCGUCGUCCGCGGGGCGGCGUCCUCCUGGCAGUCGAACAGGAAGUGGGAUAAGGAGUACUUGGUGCAGAUGUUCAAGGAUCAGACCGUCAACGUCGCGGUGACGCCGUUUGGCAACGCCGAUGCCCCGACUGAGCACGACGGGGACGUCGUCUUCGCAAAGCCACAUGAAGAAGACCAAGACUUUGAAGAGUUCAUCAACUACGUAAUCAACCAAGAAAGGAGCAGAGACACAACCUCGGAAGUCCGAUAUGCCCAGACCCAAAACGACAACCUCCGCAACGAAUAUCUCCCCCUCUCCCCCCAGGUGCCGUCCUCAAUCCCCUUUGCCCGCAUCGCCCUCGACCGCGACCCGGAUGCCGUGAACCUCUGGAUCGGCGCCUCGCGCUCCGUCACCGCGCUGCACAAGGACAACUACGAGAACAUCUACGUUCAGGUCCGCGGCCGCAAGCACUUCGCCCUCCUCCCGCCCUGCUGCCACCCCUGCGUCAACGAGAGGGCCCUUACGCCCGCGACUUACGUCCGUCGGGACGGCCGGCUGGAGCUGGCCCUCGACCGUGCCGAAGACGGGGUCGGCGGACCACCGGACGCGGUUCCUUUCGCGACGUGGGACCCGGAUCUCCCAGGCGUCAAUGCGACGCCCUACUCCCGCCUCGCCGAGGCCGUCCGAGUCACCUUGGAGCCGGGUGACAUGCUCUAUCUUCCCGCUAUGUGGUAUCACAAGGUUUCGCAGUCCUGCCCUGAAGACGGAGACGGCUUUGUCCUGGCCGUCAACUACUGGUACGACAUGGAAUUCAGUGGACCGCUAUAUCCCAUGAGCGCCUUUGUCCGAAACGUCAGCCUCCAAACGACAUAG